Molecule: messenger RNA, 964 nt
Organism: Hydractinia symbiolongicarpus
Lineage: Eukaryota; Metazoa; Cnidaria; Hydrozoa; Anthoathecata; Hydractiniidae
Exons: 1
Coding region: 68-772 (234 amino acids)
Biological process (GO): protein O-linked glycosylation via mannose
Cellular component (GO): Golgi apparatus
Source: RefSeq, a predicted model, not a curated record
AUAUUGGCGCUCUGUCUUAUUAUUUUAUGCAUUUUUGAUCCGUGUUUCUUUGGCAGUAGUACAGAAAAUGGUUAAUUGUAGAAGAUUAAAGAGAAAAAAUAUUUGCAUAUUAAUUCUAUUUACACUUAUGGUGACGAUAUUUAUAUUUCAUGUUUAUUUGAUUCCAUCAUUUACUCAAUCUUACAAUUACGACUGUUACCUGGACAAGAAAUCUUUAAAAACUUUAGAAUUUAUGCUGCUUACCAUACUGGAGGUAUUUGAAAAACACAAUGUCGAGCAUUGGAUAGAUUUUGGUACUUUAUUAGGAGCGUUUCGCUACAGAGGUAUAAUUCCUUGGGAUGGAGAUGGAGAUGUGUCUUUCAUAAGAAAUGAUCCAAAUAUUCAAGUAGCAUUGAGUGAGUUGAAAAGUCGAGGUAUAGAAGCAAAUACCAUGAUUGCAAAAUAUGACGGUAUGACUAUUGAUUUCAUGAGAUGGUAUAAGAAUGAAGGAUACUACAAAGGUGAAAAGACAAUAUUGUUAUAUAAGUAUUACCCACCCUGGGUGGAAGAUAAUAUUAUUAUCAAGAUAAACCACAAGCUGGAUUCUUUUCCUUACAAGUGGAUUGGUAAACGAACAAAGCUUCCAUUUUUAUCAACGAAAGCAUAUGCACCGGUCGAGUACUCAAAACUGAUCAAGCAUAGAUACAGUUUUACUUCAUGGAUCAGUAUGCCUUACAAAUGGAAGUGUUACGUGCCUUGUUUUUUGUACAACAAAGAUCCUUCUUGUCACUAGGAAAUAUUUUUGAUUGUUUAGAUUUCAGAUAUGCUGCCCCAGUGUCCUGGAUUUGUUUUUGUUAUCUUAACCUUUUCUUUAAAUUCAAUAUAUUAGAUAUUUAUACUUUAUAUAAAUAUUAUGGAUAAUUAUAUUGUUAUAAGGUAUAUAUUUUGUUGUUCUAAAAGUAGCUACAAUCUGAAAAUCUGAAAA